Molecule: messenger RNA, 2866 nt
Organism: Callorhinchus milii (elephant shark)
Lineage: Eukaryota; Metazoa; Chordata; Chondrichthyes; Chimaeriformes; Callorhinchidae
Product: cell cycle control protein 50A
Exons: 7
Coding region: 303-1367 (354 amino acids)
Biological process (GO): phospholipid translocation
Cellular component (GO): endoplasmic reticulum; Golgi apparatus; plasma membrane
Source: RefSeq, a predicted model, not a curated record
UCGCAUGCGUCAUGACGUGAGGGGAUGCGCGCGCGCCCGCGCGCCGGUUGUCGGUUUGUCCGUUGAACUGCCUGACAACCGCGAGCGGCUCCGGGGGGUUCUGUGGGCGGCGGUGAGAGAGGGAGAGGAGUGACAGAGUGAGAGGCCCCGGGGCCAGGGCGAGCAGGGGAGCCCCGGCCUCCUCUCUGUGUGUGUGAGUGAGUGAGGGCGGUCACUGUCUUCUCGGAGCUCGGCUUGUGUCAGCAGAGGAAGUCGAGCGAGCGAGCGAGCGGCCGCCCUGCUCCUCCCCUCCUCCUCCCGAAAUGGCGACCAAUUACUCGGCCAAGGACGACGACACGCAGCACCGGAGCAAGAAGCCGGACAACACGGCCUUCAAGCAGCAGCGCCUGCCCGCCUGGCAGCCCAUCCUCACCGCCGGCACCGUGCUGCCCGCCUUCUUCAUCAUCGGCCUAGUCUUCAUCCCCAUCGGCAUCGGCCUCUUCGUCACCUCCAACAACAUCAGGGAGUUUGAGAUUGAUUAUACUGGCACGACUCCAGAAGAACCUUGUUACCAUUGUACUAGAAAUGCCUCAUGGAACACAAGUUGUACCUGUACACUUCAUUUUAAUUUGGAUCAGCCCUUUGAGGGAAAUGUGUUCAUGUAUUAUGGAUUAUCGCAUUUUUACCAAAACCAUCGUCGAUAUGUCAAAUCUAGAGAUGACAGCCAGCUUAACGGCGAUGCACUCUCUUUACAGAAUCCCAGCAAGGAAUGUGAACCAUACCGUACUUCCAAUAACAAGCCCAUUGCCCCUUGUGGGGCCAUUGCAAACAGUUUGUUUAACGAUACUUUGAAACUGUAUUACAAUGAUAAUGGCACCAAGAUGGAAAUUACUUUAACCAAGAAAGGUAUUGCAUGGUGGACAGACAAGAAUGUGAAGUUCAGGAAUCCGCCUGGCAAUCAGAAUUUAUCCAUAGUCUUUAAAGAUACUUCAAAACCUCUGAACUGGCCUAAGCCAGUGUAUGAACUCGAUCCAAAUGAUCCGAUGAACAAUGGAUUCAUCAAUGAAGAUUUCAUUGUCUGGAUGCGUACUGCAGCCCUACCUACAUUUCGCAAACUGUACAGACUUAUCAAGAAGAAUACCUCCAUGACUCCUACACUGAAGCCUGGAAAUUAUACUUUAGAAGUUGCCUACAAUUAUCCAGUGCAUGUCUUUGAAGGCCGGAAACGUAUGAUCCUGAGUACCAUCUCUUGGAUGGGGGGAAAGAAUCCAUUCUUGGGAAUCGCUUACAUCACUGUUGGCUCCAUCUGCUUUCUUCUGGGAAUCGUACUAUUGAUCAUCCACAACAAAUAUGGGAACCGCAGUACCAGUGCCGACAUUCCUAAUUAAUGGCAGACAGCUUUGAAAUGAGACUAACUGCAUGUGUAUCUGUCAACAAAGGCUCAUAUAUAUGAUGAAGCUUUUAGAAAGCUUAGCCAAUGGCUUCAAUUAUUGUACAGGAAGUGAGAUUUGAUGGUCUUUAGUGUCUAAUGUAGGUCUCGAAUGUGCUAAGAAUCUUUGAAUUGCAAGUCAAGCAGUAUGGUGAAGGAAAGCUUGUUUACUUUUUACAACCCACUUAUGGUUGAAGAUUUUAAAUUCUGGGCAUAUGGAUGUUAAUAUUUCUUUGAGGUAUAAAUUGCUUUUAAUAUUUCUCAUCAACACAAUAUAAAAUGAAUACAACUUUUCGUGCCCACCAAAUCCGAAUCUUCUCGCACUGUACAAGUUUAGCUAGAUCCAUACAUUAUUUUCUGUGCGUGUGUAAGUACUUCACCUGUGGUUCGUGCUGAACAAUGCUUGCAUCCCUAACAAAUAUGCAUAAUUGAUAGGCUCUUUUUAAAUGCCAGAAAUGUAUUUUCCGACCCUGUGUAUGAAUGUGUGCCACAAUUGUUUUCUUUCCAUAAUAGCCUAUAUCAAUAUGUUGCAUAUACAGAAAUAAGUAUCUAUUGGCGAUUAAGAUUUGACAUAACAUGAUUAGUUUAAUAUUGGCAAAUUACAUUACAAUGUUUUGAGUAUUACCCAAGAUAUACAUACCUCUGCUACUUAAAAACUAAUCAAAUAUAUGAUUUGCUUCAAAAAGUGUAUUACUUGGAUGAAAGCAUAGUUUGGGGGUAUUUACUGAGUGGACAGUAAUGCACUUCAGCGAGCCAGCCAAAAAUCGAUCCAAAAGGGGAUAACCAUCAUGCAUGUUAGAGCAGAGUAUUAAAGCUGUUGAAAUGUGUCUGUGUAUUUAGUUGCAGCUAUUGCAAUAUAUGGUUAAACUAUUCCCUUAUUUAACUUCUCCAAUAUCUGUUACAAAGCAAUGGAAGUGUUUUUGUUUGUGUGUCGGGGAAGGCGGAGAACCUGAAAUAAAUUGUUUAGUCGUCAAUUGUAAGUCUUGUCAGCUGUAAUUUAUUUUUCUUGGUUUGCUGAGUGAUCAUAUUAAUGUUUUGAUAAUGGACGUCUGGCUGUAAGCAGCUCGGUGUUUGUGCUUAGUGCAGAGGAUUUUGUGUGUAGGCAAGGCAUUUCUACAAUUUGCUUCUGAUAUCGAAUAAUUAAUAACAGAGUAAUUCUUGGUUUCUGUUGUGAGACUGAAACAUGAAAACAAACUGCAGCACAAAUUAGCCAUGCCACAGGGUCGUCAGUGUAUUGCACUAGCUACUGUUGAGAAAAGCACGUGGAAUAUGAAUGUAAUUCAAAUGUAUUUGAAACUUUUGAAGACGGGUGCAUUAAUCUGCUUAUUCCAAUGUUGAAUCAGGUUUGAUAUAACUUGAGAGUACACUUGUCGACCUGUCUGUUCAAUUCUGUUUUCAAAGCAUGGCAAAGCUGUGCAAUGUUUUCUUGCUAGUUCAAUUAAAGAUCUUUGCAGGUGA